GUUACAAUAGUUUUUCACAUCUCAAGUACUGUCAAAAUUCUUGACUUCUCUCAAAAUCAUUUCCCCUGACUAAAUCAGAUUUCCUCCCCUCUCAGAUUCUUCAAUAGGGUUCACGUAAUUCUCCAUUUUCCUAAUGGAUUGGCAAGGACAAAAACUCUCAGAGCAACUGAUGCAGAUAAUGCUCGUUGCUUCUGCUCUUAUUGCUUUCGCUGUUGGUUAUGUGAUUGGUUCUUUUAGGUUGAUGCUGUUGAUUUACCUUGGAGGUGUUGUUCUUACUACUUUGAUUACUGUUCCUAAUUGGCCUUUCUUUAAUCGUCAUCCACUGAAAUGGUUGGAUUCGGACGAAGCUGAACGUAACUCUACACCACCGGAGACUGUUGUUCAGAAGAAAAAGACUUCGAAAGCUCAUCAGAAAUUAUUGGGUACAGAAAUGGAACUUGGUGUUCGCUUAUGGGGAGAAAUGAAGACGAACCUAAGCAACUGGUUGUAAGCUUACUUGUCUUAAUUUGACUAACAAUUCUGAUCCUGUCAGAAACGUGCCUGAAGCACUAUGCUCAUGACAAGACUUGCAUCAGCUAAGCAAUUACACUGAACAUUAAACGGGACAGUAUCUGCCAUGGUUGGUUUUCUACGGUACUGAUACAACACCACACCAUGGUGAAUCAAGUGGAGGUGAUAUAAAGAAAAUGAUAUUGAGCAACUCCUCCAAGGCCCUCACCAAUCAUCAUGACUUGCAUUUAUCAGGAGCACUCCAUGGAGAAGUUUUAGAAGUUCCUUUCAGUAUUUUAUCUUCAGGUGAUAGUGCCGUAAAAUUCUUCCAGUUGUCGAGAACAAGUUGGAGGUCUUGAAGCUUAUUCUCAACACCAAUGCAACAGUUUGCGUGCAUCGUACUAACUUUGUUCAUAUCUUUGCUUGGUUCACAAAACCCGCCGAAGUAUGCUGUGUCUAGAUACUUUAUACUUAAACCCAUAGCAUUAACCGCUGGAUCAUGUUUAAUGAUUUCAAAUACUGUUUGAUCGUGAGAAUUAGGAU
Molecule: messenger RNA, 1032 nt
Organism: Papaver somniferum (opium poppy)
Lineage: Eukaryota; Viridiplantae; Streptophyta; Magnoliopsida; Ranunculales; Papaveraceae
Product: probable signal peptidase complex subunit 1
Exons: 3
Coding region: 134-490 (118 amino acids)
Biological process (GO): protein targeting to ER
Cellular component (GO): endoplasmic reticulum membrane; signal peptidase complex
Source: RefSeq, a predicted model, not a curated record